AUUCUAGCCGAAGCAACAUGUCUGCCUCCAUGGUGCGGGCUACCGUCCGAGCGGUCAGCAAAAGGAAACUAUUAGCCACAAGAGCCGCACUGACCCUGACCCCAGCGGCUGUGAACAAGAUAAGGUUUCUGCUGCAGAACAAGCCAGAAUACAUCGGUUUGACGGUCGGGGUGAGAACGCGCGGCUGCAACGGGAUGACUUACACACUAGACUACACAAAGGAGAAGGGGAACUCUGACGAGGAGGUGCUGCAGGACGGUGUGAGGGUGUUCAUAGAGAAGAAGGCCCAGCUCACCCUGCUGGGAACCGAGAUGGACUUUGUGGAGUCCAUGCUGUCCAGCGAGUUUGUCUUCAACAAUCCUAACAUCAAGAGCACGUGCGGCUGCGGAGAGAGCUUCAACAUCUGACCCCCCCCUCCCCACCCCCCAACAUCCCAAUGUUCUGAACCCCUGUCCCCUCCACGAAGACCGAGAGACUGAACAGUGACGAGGAAGUGGGGCUCUAACUGCAGACCACUCGAGACACACACACACAAAGCCUGAGUGUAUGCAUACACACAAAACAGAGGAAAAUCUUGUGUUUUAAUACAACCUGUGUAAUCAAAAACAUGUUGAUUUUAGGUUCAAUUACCUCUGAUGUUGACAAGUGCUGAUAACUGUGAUCUCCAUCAAAAAACUCAAAAUGACCUCAAAAGCGAGAUGUUUUUGCUGCCAUUUAAAAAAAACACACAUAAUACACAAUGCAUUCAGAAAAGUCAAAUUUGUAAGUUGGAAAAUCUUGAAUCCAUCCACUAAAAGCCCGUAGGCCAACCUCAGCUGAGUGGCGGCUGUUUGUCAGACAGUGUGCCAUCACAAACCCAGCAGCAGUAUGCAAAAGUGGAUGAGUGAGUGUCUUGAAAGCGCUUUAUUCAUUUGUAAAGUGUAUAUUUAUCUGUGUGUAAAUAUAAAGAAUGUAUAUCUCCCUUGAACCACGCAAGCGCACAAAAAUAACAUGCAUCCCUCAUAGAGUACUUGAGGUUUGUGUUCUUUCUUUUAAGCUUGAUUAAAGCCGUUGCGUUUGUAUCGUGCAAUAUGUCAUAUCUGUACAUAUGAACUAAUAAAUAGCUGAAUUCAGGAAA
This is a messenger RNA of Pseudoliparis swirei, 1117 nucleotides long. It is a transcript of the gene isca1, whose product is annotated as iron-sulfur cluster assembly 1. The transcript has 4 exons. The coding region runs from base 18 to 407 and encodes 129 amino acids. The record is from RefSeq and is a predicted model, not a curated record. Gene Ontology annotation, cellular component: mitochondrion; cytoplasm. Gene Ontology annotation, biological process: iron-sulfur cluster assembly. Gene Ontology annotation, molecular function: 2 iron, 2 sulfur cluster binding. Lineage: Eukaryota; Metazoa; Chordata; Actinopteri; Perciformes; Liparidae.